GCGACUGUCGACAGACGACUGACACUGGCAGCUAACAGAAGGGUUUUUCUUCUCCGUCGUCAGAGGAGGAAAGCGACCAGCAACACCGGCACCAGGUCGACCAGGUGAAAGGCCGAUGAAGCCAGCAUGGAAGCCGGCGGUGAGCUUGUUUGCCGUGGGAAAUGUGGUCAACCGGGGGGUUAUCAGUAGCACCCGUACCAGUGCUGUAGUUGUACCUUACUAGGUCAUCGGCUAGAGGGUUAGCUUCCUAUCCUAGGCGGCCUUCUGGGUGACAGACACGCCUACAGCGACCAUUUCACGCUGCUAAGGCCUAAACUAGCCGCCUACUAAGUCGCAGCCCCGGCAUGGUAAUUACGCCCACACCAUCCCUGUUCCUCUCGACGCUGCAAUCUCUCCCGCUACUCGCUUCGCAACCACGAUGCUCCUUCUCCCGUCUCACGACCUGGUUUUGCGGAUCCUCGGACUCUCCCGUAUCUCGCAACAUCCGAAAUGAUUGCACCACAAACUGAACCAAGUCUUUCGUGCCAUGCAGUGAGGUACAAGCACUGCACAGUAGUGGUACCAGACCACCCGUCGCCUGUCGUCCUUCCAUUAUUCCAUUACGUGCUUCGAGUUCGGCACACAUCGAUCCCAAAAAGACACAAACAUCGAGAGCAUCAAACCGAGACCCACGACAACUUGACUUGAUGAGCAUGGUGGAUGACGGUCUUCCUCGAUAGGACUAGCACCACCAGCCAGAAAGACGGCGGGUGAUACUAUGAGUGGGGAGGAAAGGCUGGGGAGAUUGCAUGGCGUCGCAGCCACACACGCCAGCGAGCAUCUAAAAUCUGUUACAGGUACAACAACGUACAGAACAUGUGGUAUACUAGUACUACUAGUACUACUGUGGUUGGUACAGCACCUGGUAUCUUGGAGAUUCCCUGUUCACCUGCCUGUGUAUUACGACUACUGGUGAACUGGACUGCUACUGUAUACAACAGGCCUGUUCAACUCUGCUGUGCUGGCGUGGGGAUUCUCCUCCAUCGGCUGCUUCCGUGCCAUAUUCGAUCGUGGUCAAAGAGAUUCACUGGACUCCAGCAGACUGAACUGGAGGCACGAUAGCGACCAGCCAGAACUGCGAUAUUCCUGCCGACGUCUCCAGCAGGUCUCGGAUGUAUUUGAAAGAUGCAGCUACUGAUACUGUACACGGCUGCUCCAGCACCACUGCACCUGGCUGAAGAAGCUAUACAGUCCGAAAAGUAGAAAUGGUAUCGCCACCACACUCCCAUCCUUCCGCAUAUUGUCGAAGGAUUACUGUCAAAUUUACUCUUUCUUGGGAGUUUCCAAUAUUUUACCGCAAGGCUACCAAGAUAAGAAGUCACGACAGGACCAGGGAAAGGCUUCACAAGAGAUACCUGGUAGUGGCUUGUCAUCCAAUAAUUUGCCUCCCAGCCUAUACUUUUGCAUCUAGUUCUUCGGGCCACGCUGGAAGACUUUCAGUACCUUUCGAAAGCCCUUCUUCAACCAGCCUUGCGGCUUCAAGUUGCCGGUUUGUGCAUCGACAGGUUUGUUGGUCUUCGUCUGGGCCAGUGACGACGUGGAAGUCGACGGCGAGGGUAGCGUGAUUGAACCAGCAGGAGCAGCUACCAUGUACUCGGGCCCUGGGAAGAAGUCAACCCACUGGUCGUACCCCCCUCCCAUGAUCGGCGAAUAUGCUGCCGCCUCUGCAAGGGCUCGGCAAAGGCUCACCAGGGCCGAUCCGGACCGAGGGUGCGUCGUAACUGCCAUCCCGGCCAUGGCAGUGUCCGCUGGUUCGAUGCAUACCACCGUUGGCUGCACCGUUACACUUGUUCUUGAGAUUCCGUGCUGUGCAGGAGGAUCAUGUGCUUCGCUGUCUGCUGGCGUAGGCUCUGGCAUAGUUGCAGUUGUGCAUUUGGCGUCGUUGCUCUGGGUUGGCUUGGACUCGGUUGAGACAACAGGAAAGUCGUCGCUGACGACGACUCCGACGACAUCUUGGUCCUCAUCGACGGCCUCAGAACUGCUGCCCGGCUCCGAUGAGUCUGUUGUGGGCUUUGGCUCGGCAGGAUCGACCGAUGGUGCUGCCGAUGUGGCAGAGGACACGGACGCGGAGCGUGAAGUAUGUGACGGUGCUCCUUCUGACGAUGCUGUGGUCUCCGAAUAGGCGUUGUCUAGCAUUUGGGUCUCUGGUAGCACACUCGCAGGCUGAAAAAGUUCUGCUGUCAUCGACGAUGCGGGUGAUACAUCAUCUCCAAGUCCAUUGUCUCGGGGUUCUGCUGCUAGCUGUUCUGGUACCGCCACCGCCUCCUCUGCAGCUGUUGCGGUCAUAGCCUCAAUUGCAGACGUUGAUGGUUCUGGGACCAGAGGAACAUCUGGUGUAGUUGCCUGCGCAGCCGUUGCUGAUUGCUCCUUUGACACGCUGGCUAUGACUUCGACCAGAGCUGUAGGAAUGGGUGCUUCCAACCGCUCUCUCCACGACCCGUAGUUCGAUUGCGCAUCUUGUGGCGCUGUCGACAGCAUCUCCCCGUAA
This is a messenger RNA of Exophiala dermatitidis NIH/UT8656, 2527 nucleotides long. RefSeq lists its product as uncharacterized. The transcript is spliced from 2 exons. The record is from RefSeq and is a predicted model, not a curated record. The coding region runs from base 1628 to 2161 and encodes 177 amino acids. NCBI's taxonomy places the organism in Eukaryota, Fungi, Ascomycota, Eurotiomycetes, Chaetothyriales, Herpotrichiellaceae.